UUUGACUUAAGUAAUGGAGUUGUGCACUUUGUCCACCUCUGUUUUUGUUGACUAACAUAUAAAGGUUCACUAUUAACAGAUUUUUCAUCAUACCAAAGAUAAAACAUUUACAGAAUGGUAGACCAGAACAUCAUUUGGAGACAAUUUAACUCCAUGAAGCCUUUUCAUAUUUAGUGGCUAGAUAAUAACAGAAAAAAUGUUCUUGGAGGAAAAUUAGAGGAACUAGAGGCAGUAAAUUGUAUUUUAACCACUCAAAUCAAAACUGUCUUGCCUCCAAGUCCCACAUCUUUGUCUUUGUUGUGAUUGCAGGCCUUUUUCCUGUCUGCGUUGUUUCAGCUGGUCUUGGCUUAGUUCCAGGGAAGUUGUGACCACAGCAAGAUUUCCAUUCUGUCCAACACCCUGGAGAGCAACUAAGAUAAGUACAUGGGAGAAAAGACGGACACUUCGGCAUCAGAGGGACCUGCAUUGGCAUCUUAUCGUGCUAUAGACAUGGAGGCAUCCAGUGACAAGCUUUUCUGCUGCAGGUGGGUGCGCAACAAGGUUCCCCUGGCCCACAGAGAGGAGCUGUACCACAUCCUGAGGAUGACGGGGCCUCUGCUGCUCUCUCGAAUCCUCAAUUACCUGCUUCCAUUUGUGGUCACAAUGUUCUGUGGACGUCUGGGAAAUGACGUGAUGGCUGGCUACGGAUUGGCUUCUGCUACAAUUAAUGUCACCACUGCAGCAACUGGAUAUGGUCUGGGGCUGGCAUGUGAUACGCUGGUGUCUCAGACAUUUGGUGGUAGGAACCUGCUGCGGGUGGGAGUGAUCCUUCAGCGGGGCAUCAUCAUCCUGCUGCUGUUCUGUCUGCCUUGCUGGGGUCUGCUCAUUAAUGCCCAGGCCAUCCUGUUAUGUGUGGGUCAGGACCCUGAGGUGGCCAGAAUAGCCCAGCUGUAUAUUACAGCCUUCCUCCCUGCUGUACCAGCAAUGUUUCUACAUAACCUUCAGGUGUCUUACCUGCAGAACCAGGGUAUAAUACUGCCUCAAAUGUACACUGCCGCCAUGGCAAACAUUGCAAAUGUGGUGACGAACUACGUCUUUCUUCACUGGCUGGAUCUGGGGGUUAGUGGAUCUGCAGCAGCCAAUACUCUGUCUCAGAUUUACAUCUGUGCUUUUCUGUUUGCUUACAUUUGGUGGAAGAAGCUCCAUGUGAAAACAUGGGGAGGUUGGUCCGUAGAAUCACUGCAGGAGUGGGGUUCCUACAUGAAGCUGGCCAUCCCCAGUACACUGAUGAAGUGCUUUGAGUGGUGGGUUUAUGAGUUUGGAGGAUUUUUUGCAGGGAUGCUGAGUGAAGACGAGCUGGCAGCUCAACAUGCUGUGAUAAUGGUGGCAUUCAUAACCUACAUGUUUCCUCUCGGUGUUCAAGCUGCAGCGUGUGCCCGUGUGGGUAAUGCUCUCGGGGCAGGAGACACUGCCAGGGCAAUCCUCACCAGCAAGAUGUCACUCACUCUUGCAGGCAGCAUGGCGGUUGUUGAAGGUCUGGUGCUUGGCUCUACUAAAACAGUGAUUGGCUCCAUCUUUACCUCUGAUGAGAAGAUCAUAGGUCUGGUUUCGCACUUGAUGAAUGCCUACUGUUUCCUCCAGUUCUUCGAUGGUCUUGUGUGUGUGUGCACAGGCAUCUUCUUGGGCACGGGCAAACAGAAGAUACCAGCUGUGGCUAAUUUCAUUGGCUACUACUGCAUAGGACUUUCACUGAGUGUUACUUUAAUAUUUGUAGCAAAGCUGAGAGUUUUAGGUUUUUGGCUGGGACUGCUUGUUUGUGUCAUUUUACAAUCCACCUUCUACAUCAUUGUCAUCUUCAAGCUGAACUGGGAGAAAAUGACAGAGGAGGUAGGCUUUUCAGCGCCUCUGAGUUUGGACUUCAGUAUCAAACUGUGCCUUCAAAACCUACUGUAUUUGUUACACGUAAAGGUCUCUGCUUGCUUGCAGGCGCUGAAACGAGCUCAGAAGAACACUCACAUGAUAUUAAUAAGCACAGCUGCACUGUCGGACACUGAUGGUAACAAUACUGCUGACCGGACAGCAGGUAAUGGAAACUCAGUGGAUGGCUAUAUAUCUGUGAGAACUGAGUGCCAUGAUGGAAAUACAGAGACACAAGAUGGACAUGUGGUCCAGCAGGUGAAGGGAGGUCGUCUCUCCACCACCCAGCUGAUACUCAGGCGAGGCCUCACUAUGUUUUUGGCUGUCGGACUUCUGGCUGUGGGAGCAAGUGUGCACUUCCUUGCACCCUUUCCACAGACCUUUUCUUCAGAGGCCAACUUUACGAAGGCCUGGAUCAAUACUACGUACACUCCUGAUCAAAUUUUAUCCACUGUUCUGGUCCCAAAUGAAGAGUGAGAUUGACUUCAAGAGUUCAACAUAA
Seriola dumerili (greater amberjack) is the source of this 2398-nucleotide messenger RNA. RefSeq names its product multidrug and toxin extrusion protein 1-like. The transcript has 16 exons. Lineage: Eukaryota; Metazoa; Chordata; Actinopteri; Carangiformes; Carangidae. The record is from RefSeq and is a predicted model, not a curated record. Bases 424 to 2373 code for a protein of 649 amino acids. Gene Ontology annotation, biological process: xenobiotic detoxification by transmembrane export across the plasma membrane. Gene Ontology annotation, cellular component: membrane. Gene Ontology annotation, molecular function: xenobiotic transmembrane transporter activity; antiporter activity.